Messenger RNA from Striga hermonthica, 867 nucleotides. The record is from the annotation of a GenBank genome assembly. NCBI's taxonomy places the organism in Eukaryota, Viridiplantae, Streptophyta, Magnoliopsida, Lamiales, Orobanchaceae.
AUGGAAUCGGUAAGUUUUGCUGAUUUGAGAGAACUUCACUUGCUCAUCCAUUUUAGCUGGAUUAAAACGAGCAUUAUUCUUCUUCAUGGACCUCCCGGCACAGGCAAGACCUCUUUAUGCAAAGCAUUGGCACAAAAGCUCUCAAUACGCUUUAGCUCAAGAUACCCACAGUGCCAGUUGAUUGAGGUUAAUGCACAUUCCCUCUUCAGCAAAUGGUUUUCUGAAAGUGGCAAACUGGUUGCAAAACUUUUCUCCAAGAUACAAGAAAUGGUAGAGGAUGAAAACAAUCUGGUACUUGUCUUGAUCGAUGAAGUUGAAAGCCUUGCUGCUGCCAGGAAAGCUGCAUUGUCUGGGUCUGAGCCUUCAGAUUCUAUAAGGGUUGUCAAUGCUCUUCUGACCCAGAUGGACAAGUUGAAGUCCUCACCUAAUGUAAUAAUCCUAACUACGUCAAAUAUAACUGCUGCUAUUGAUAUUGCAUUUGUGGAUCGAGCUGACAUAAAGGCAUAUGUCGGGCCUCCAACUCUCCAUGCACGAUAUGAAAUUCUGAGAUCUUGUUUGGAAGAGCUUUUAAGGACAGGAAUACUUUCAAAUACCGAGGUUCAGGCUGGUCACCUCCUGCCAAGUUUUACUAGUCUGAGAGAGCAACUGAAUACGAAUGUGGUACCGGAGGCUGCAGCCUCAUUUAGCAUCUGCAAACAAUUGCUUGAAGCUGCUGAAGCAUGUGAGGGAUUGAGUGGACGAUCGCUCAGGAAGCUUCCAUUUUUGACACAUGCAGCACUUGCAAAUCCUCUUGGCUGUGAACCCGGAAAAUUCUUACUUAAGAUGACCGAGACAGCUAAAAGAGAGUGUUCUCAGAUACUUGAUUGA